Messenger RNA from Anopheles funestus (African malaria mosquito), 1881 nucleotides. RefSeq lists its product as uncharacterized. The record is from RefSeq and is a predicted model, not a curated record. The coding region runs from base 1 to 1881 and encodes 626 amino acids. NCBI's taxonomy places the organism in Eukaryota, Metazoa, Arthropoda, Insecta, Diptera, Culicidae. The transcript has 2 exons.
AUGAAAGGUAACAGAAUGAAGUCAUCCGGCGCUCUAUCGUUUCUAGUGCUAGCUGUACUAAAAGUGGCGGGAAAUCUACUGGAUGAUUGUAACACCCCCAAAGAACUGCUGGUGGAGUUUCUUAGUACAAUUGUAAAAACACAUUAUCGAGAUCCGGAUAGUUACGUAGCACUUCGUGUUCGGAAUGGUAACUGCUCAAGCGCUCCAUCGUUCCUACAGGGCGAUCUUCUAGAUGAUCUUAUGCGUGCCAAUAAUGCGUGGUUGAUCGUGACGCACGAAGAUUUACCCUCAGCGGAAGGACGUCCUGCGUACUACAAUGUGUUUCUGGUGCAAGAUUACAAUUCACUUUGCGCACUGUUGGACGGAAUGAUGUACCAAACCCAUCACUACUAUGGUUUGUACACAAUUUUUAUCGAAAGUCUGGCUAACCUGGACGUACUGCACGCGGUGAUGGAAAAGCUUUGGAGUAUGAGGCUGCUGAAUGUGGUCGUAAUCGUGGACGGAGUUGAUGAAGAGCUCGUGGCUUAUACUUACCAUCCGUACAGGGAGCAAAAGUGUGGCAUCGUAGAAGCUUACGAGAUUGAUCGGUUUGUGAACGGUUCGUGGACCGAUCUAGCUCAUUGGUAUCCAAAGCGGAUGGACAAUUUUAACGGUUGCCCACUGAAGAUCGGAACAAUCGACAUCAGACCGUGCUCGAUUAUUUACCGGCAAGGAAAUCGCACCAUACACCAAGGUAUCGAAUUGUCGCAGGUUAUAAAUUUGUCACAAAUGUUCAACUUUACUGUGGAGUAUCGGAUUGCCGAUGGUGAGAUAAGGUGGGGCUUCGCACGGGAGGUCAACAGUACGGGGCUGAUGGGAAUGAUUCAGCGUAACGAGGUCGACUUUGGCGUUGCCAGCAUUGGAAUCGGUGUGGCCCGUGUAAAGUAUCUUCGGCAGGGCACACCCAGUCGCUACGGGCAGAUUCUGAUGGCCAUACCGCCGAAGCGUUCGUACACGUCGCUCGAAAAGCUGUUCCAACCGUUCAGCUUGCAGACGUGGUUGUGUGUGGUGCUUUGCCUGACGGCCAUAAGCUUGCUAGCGCACGCGAUGUUUGGUUUGCGAAAGGAUACAGCUGUCGAUCGGUUACCGCAUACAGUCUACACUAUGUGGGUGUUAAUAAUGGGUGGACCAUGCCGACCAUUGCGUAUGGACAGCUCGCGACUGUUUAUCGUUAUCUUUAUCCUGAACAUGCUCGUCCUCCGCACACUCUACCAUGCGGGAAUGUUUGAACGACUGCAAGCCUCGAACAGUCUAGCGUCGGAUUUGAACACGCUGGAACAAAUCAACAAGGCGGGCAAGGUGUAUGUCAUGCACAAAACGAUUACUCUGUACUUUAACGACAAUCCAUUGGUAGGACCAAGGCGCAUCCGUCUGAUACAGAACGACAGUGCAAGCUGGGAAGAGAUACUGUACCAUAUGUCCCAACCUGGUAGUGACUUUGUGGUAGCGUUACCGCUCGAUUGCAUCAAGUACUACGUGAAGAAGAACGGCGAACGGGGCCUGGUGUACGUGGGCAAACAUACCGGCAUCACGUACAACACUGCCUUCUACUACCCGAAAACAACCUCGCUGCAGGAACCGUUUAGUACACAGGUGCUGGCAUUCCAUUCGGCCGGCCUGGUCAAUUACUGGGCACAAGCGUUCGAGGACAAUCGCUACUGGUCGAACGCGGUGACGGAUCCCGAACCGGCCAGCAUUAAGUGGGAUCACAUUUCGGGUGCAUUCUAUCUGUGCGGUACAAUGCAUUUGCUAGCGAUUGUUGUAUUUUUCGCCGAGUUAGGAUAUGCCCAUUGGCCGAAGAAGACGCAAAUGAUAUGGAGCAAACGCGAGCAGGAAAAUUGA